Messenger RNA from Callorhinchus milii (elephant shark), 890 nucleotides. Its product is annotated as nuclear ubiquitous casein and cyclin-dependent kinase substrate 1-like. Gene Ontology annotation, molecular function: double-stranded DNA binding; single-stranded DNA binding. Bases 34 to 807 code for a protein of 257 amino acids. The record is from RefSeq and is a predicted model, not a curated record. Gene Ontology annotation, biological process: interstrand cross-link repair; double-strand break repair via homologous recombination. Gene Ontology annotation, cellular component: cytoplasm. The transcript has 7 exons. NCBI's taxonomy places the organism in Eukaryota, Metazoa, Chordata, Chondrichthyes, Chimaeriformes, Callorhinchidae.
CACCACACCACCGUCGUCGCCGCCGCCGACGAGAUGUCCAGGCCUGUCAGGAAUAGGAAGGUCAUUGACUACUCACAGUUUGAAGAUUCUGAUGAAGAAGCUUAUGGAAGAGACUCGCCACCUCCAACCAAGCGAGCGCGAGCGUCUCCGCGGGAGGGAAAAACUAAAAGAAAAUCUGCAAAGAACGCACGGGAUGAAAGUGAUGAAUCAGAUGACAAGGUAUACGAGAAGGACCUAAAGGCUGCCAUUGCACUGUCCAAGAAGGACACAUCCCAUUCACCUGGGGACAAUGAAAGUGCAGAUGAAAAAGAAGUCCAUAAAGACGGUCGUCAGAAGAGGCAAGCUGCUUCUAAAGCUGCAUCCAAACAGAGAGAGAUUCUGCUGGACGACGGAGGGAGUGAUGAAGAGCAUGAUGAGGAUGAAGAGGCUAUUCAGGAGAAAGGAGAUUCUGGUAGUGAUGCAGACUUCUAUGUGGAAGAGGAUGAUGACAGUGACUAUGAAAGCUCCUUGAAGAAGAGCAAAAAGGGAAGAAAGACAAAGGUGGUACCAGAAAAGAAAGAAAAGAAAACGCCUAAACCUCGGCUCAGCGCCACAGUUACUCCUGCAACUCCCAGUCCAGUAAAAGGCAAGGGAAAGGGUCGAAAUGCUGCCACAAAGGCAUCACCACCUUCCAAAGGUCAGCCACUCGAGAGCUCUGCAAAAGAAUCAAAGAAAGAGAAGAGUCCUCCACCAGACACAAACGAGGAUGAAGAGCCAGACGAGGAAGAAGAAGAGGACGAAGACGAUAUUAAUUCUGGGGAUGACUGAACAAUACAAGGGGAUAUUUUUUAUAUAAGUAGUUAGAAUAUGACUUCACUGACAGCUCAGUUCACAAGGCUUUAGACACGAGG